AUGACCAUUACCAGUACUGGUCCCUGGCCCUCGUACGAGGCUGCAUUUGAAGCAUGGCUCAAGCAAGCUCUGAAGAAAACCGACGAGAAUUCUUAUAUCCGGGGCUGGCAUGAGAAUGGCGUCCGGGACCGACUGGAGGCCUUUAUAGAGCGAGGGCUCCCGGAAUCUUUCAAGCAGCUUGAAUCGCGCGACGACAAGGCAAUAAUCCACGCAGACUUUACACCCAACAACCUGUUAUUCGACAUUUCCUCAGGUCGCAUCACAGGAUUAAUUGACUACGACUUUUCGUGCGUUCUCCAUCCUUCACACGAGUUCCUUUGCUCCUUUGGUGGGGUUGGGGGCAAGUUUGGGGGCUGGCCCGGUAUUGAGGCCCGUGAAGAAAGGGCCCUCAAGGAAGCCAAGUUACACGGCUUCCCAGACCCUCUUCCCGAUGACCAGCAAGGCAGCGAGGGAGUGCAGUGGAAAGUUGCUAAGGCCUGGGAAGACGCUCUUCAGAACGAGGGUUGCAAGCGCCCGAUGACAAUCUCAGGGAUUGACAUUGUCGCCGAUGUCGAUGCCCUGCUUAGUUCUAUCCUGCCCGGCGCGUGA
This is a messenger RNA of Penicillium psychrosexuale, 588 nucleotides long. RefSeq names its product phosphotransferase family protein. NCBI's taxonomy places the organism in Eukaryota, Fungi, Ascomycota, Eurotiomycetes, Eurotiales, Aspergillaceae. The record is from RefSeq and is a predicted model, not a curated record. Bases 1 to 588 code for a protein of 195 amino acids. The transcript has 2 exons.